Molecule: messenger RNA, 1687 nt
Organism: Linum tenue
Lineage: Eukaryota; Viridiplantae; Streptophyta; Magnoliopsida; Malpighiales; Linaceae
Source: the annotation of a GenBank genome assembly
GGUUAAGGCCCACCCGAGAGUCAGCGACCGAACGUAGGAAGUCUCAUCUCUCUCUCCUUCCCGCUGCUUGCUGCUGCAGUGCUGCUGGAUUGGCCUUGCAAGUUGCAGCUAUCUCUCUUUCCUACAUUCUCCCUUUUUCCUUUUUCCCUCGGAAAAAUAGUCACUCGUUUUCAGCUUCCAUUCCUAGGGUUCCCAGCACCACCACCGUCGUACCUCUCCCUCUUCUUCAUUCACUAUCAGUUCCCAAAUCCAAUCCUCAACCAUGAAGCUCACCGUUAAAACCCUCAAAGGCAGCCAUUUCGAGAUUAGGGUUCAGCCCACCGACACGGUGAUGGGCGUCAAGAAGAACAUUGAGGAUGUGCAGGGCAAAGACAAUUACCCUUGUGCCCAGCAGUUGUUGAUCCACAACGGUAAAGUGUUAAAAGAUGAGACUACACUGGCUGAGAACAGUGUCUCAGAAGAUGGGUUUCUGGUUGUUAUGCUUAGCAAGAGUAAAAGUUCUGGCUCAGCUUCAACAUUGUCCAGUCAGCCUGCAUCUACGACAACCCCAGCUACAUCUUCACAAACCUCAAAUCCAACUCCAGCACCUGAAGCUCAAACAGUGGCCCCAAAAAGUACUGCCUCUGCCUCAGAUGCAGCAACAGAAAAUCCACCAGCUGACACAUAUGGUCAAGCUGCUUCAACUUUAGUUGCGGGUACCAACCUAGACCAAACGGUUCAGCAAAUAAUGGAUAUAGGUGGAGGCACCUGGGACAAAGAAACUGUUACUCGUGCACUUAGGGCAGCAUAUAACAACCCAGAAAGGGCAAUAGAUUACCUGUAUUCUGGUAUCCCUGAAACGGCUGAAGUAGCUGUCCCUGUGGCUCGUGUGCCUGGUGGGCAGGCUACGGAAGCAGUAGCAUCCCCUGGGGCUCCUGUAACUGGAGCUCCGAAUUCUGCCCCCUUAAACAUGUUUCCUCAGGUAGAUCCUUAUUCUUCCUUCCUCCAGGAGCCACUUCCUGGUGCUGGAGCUGGUGGCGGGCUUGCAUCACUGGACUUCCUUAGAAACAAUCAACAGUUCCAAGCAUUGCGCUCGAUGGUUCAGUCAAAUCCUCAAAUCUUACAGCCCAUGCUUCAGGAGCUUGGGAAGCAGAACCCGAAUCUCUUAAGAAUGAUUCAAGAGCACCAUGCGGAAUUUCUACAACUAAUAAAUGAACCUCAGGAUGGUUCAGAAGAGGAGAUGUUUGACCAGCCUGACCAAGAGAUGCCCCAUGCCAUCAACGUUACACCCGCGGAGCAGGCUGCCAUUGAACGGUUGGAGGCGAUGGGAUUUGAUAGGCCCCUUGUGAUUGAAGCAUUUUUGGCCUGUGAUCGAAACGAGGAACUAGCGGCCAAUUACCUUCUGGAGCACGCGGGAGAUUUCGAAGAUUGACUACGGCCCCAAUCAAUUCAUGGGAAUUUGUAGGAAUGAGAUUUUGGGGUUUCAUAGAUUUUAUUUCAUGAUUCUACAGGGUUGAUCAAUCAGUGUCCUUUUCUUUCUAUGACAAUCUUGGAUUUGGUUGGUUGUAGUAGUGAUUUGGACCAACUUGUAAACUACUGUCAAAUAUAACUCCUUUCCCUCGCAUCAAUUUUGAGAAUGGUGUUCAUGCUCGAUUGAACUUUGCCAAACCGCCAUGGAUCUUCAGUCUACAUUAACCUUCAACGUUUG